Salvelinus sp. IW2-2015 is the source of this 2289-nucleotide messenger RNA. NCBI's taxonomy places the organism in Eukaryota, Metazoa, Chordata, Actinopteri, Salmoniformes, Salmonidae. The record is from RefSeq and is a predicted model, not a curated record.
UUUCAGAGGGGUGUGUGUGUAGUAGUUCCUUCAUACUGAAUCAGCUCGGACAGCCUGUGUGUGUUAGCGGUUCUCUUUCCUUGAUUUCUCUAGGUAGAAUAUUUAAAUCUUACUUUGACACAGAGAGGAGACCAUUCUUUUGCCGAUUUGGUCCUGAUCCAUCCCAGUUUUGACAAAGCUGAAAGAAUCCCCUUGGUACAAGACUCGCUUGUCAUUGGAAGUUCUACCUUUACCCACUAGAGUGCUCUUUCAUCAUUCAGUAUAUCUCAGCUACUCCAACUGAAGAGACCAUUUCUUAUUUCCUGGAUAAAGUUUUGGUGCUGCGUUUUCUUUGACGCGGUGGAUGCCACGGCACAGAUAGACACACAGGAGAAUGUCGGUGAAUCUCAGUAAAAAUGGAGCAGCGCUCACGGCCGCGUAUAAAGAAGUGGUGGAUGUGAAGUCUGAUACCAACUGGGCUCUGUUCACCUAUGAGGGGAACACCAAUGACAUCCGCCUGGCAGAGAAGGGAGACGGCGGUCUGGAGGAGAUGGUGGAGGAGUUGAGCAGUGGGAAGGUGAUGUAUGCCUUCUGUCGUGUCAAGGACCCCAACUCUGGCCUGUGUAAAUAUGUCCUCAUCAACUGGACAGGUGAAGGGGUAAAGGACUCUCGGAAAGGACAGUGCGCCAACCAUGUCAUUUCCAUGGGUAACUUCCUACGGGGUGCCCAUGUGACCAUCAAUGCACGGGGAGAGGAUGACGUGGAGCCAGAGAGCAUCAUGGGUAAAGUGGCCAAGGCGUCGGGGGCCAACUUUAACUUUCGCAAAGAGACACAGAAAUACAGCGAUGUACCCAGUGGACCUGUGGGGUCGGUGUACCAGAAGACUAACGCUGUGGAUGAGAUUCUGCAAACCAACAAGGACAACUUCUGGGCCCAAUCUCAGAGAGAUGAGGAGGUGCGUCAGAAGGAGGAGAGCAAGAGAGUGGAGGAGGAGAGGCAAAGGGUGAAAAGAGAGCGAAAAGAGAGGGAUGAAAAGGAGGCUGCAGAGAGAGAAAUGAGGGCAAAGGAGAGAACCUCUCAAAUCGACCAGACAAAGACUUACCAGAAGCAGCAGGAGUCAGGGUAUAGAGACCAGGAACAACAUCAACCGGAGCAGCAGGACAGUGAGCGUCAGAACUCUCAGAGGAUAAGACCUGCAUCUGUACAAAAUGCAAACGAGGCAGCACGUCUGAUCUCCCAGAGGUCCUUGAACCCCAGAGAGCUGUUUAUAAAGAGAGAGCAGAGUGCUUCACUGGACAACACGCCCAGCUCCAGACCUGGGAAGCUGCAGAGCCAAUUCCUGGCUCAGAAGUCCACUGAGCGAGAAACACCCAUCGAACCACGUUCCCCACAAUACCCUGCUUUUCUUCACCCAGAAGCCCCGGCUCCACUGCUCCCAAAAACACCUGCUCUGCUCUCAGAGCCCAAGGCACAGGCAGCCCCGCUCUCACCUGUCCAACCCGCAGAGUCUUCCUUCACUGAAGAGGAGUACUGGUCAGAUGAUUUUGAUGAUGAUACACAGGACACAGCACCAGAGGACGAGCCAACAGUUGCCGGCCUGGUUCAGGGUAGAGAGGGGCACAUUGGCCCAGAUGAGGUAUACGAGCUCCUGCCAUUGGCAGCAACAAAUGAGGAGGAUAACAUUUAUGAUGAUAUCUACCAGGACACACCCACAGUGCUGGAGCAGAGAAAGGAGGCCAGUGGACAGGAUGUGCAUGCCAGGGCUCUGUAUGACUACCAAGCCACUGACGACUCUGAGAUUACCUUUGAUCCUGAUGACAUCAUCACAGGGAUAGACAUGGCGGAUGAGGGUUGGUGGAGAGGCUACGGACCGGAUGGACACUACGGAAUGUUCCCGGCCAAUUACGUUGAGCUCCUGUAGUUACAAAGCCCUCCCACAUGCCUGUACAACCAAUUAGAGCAUCAGUUGGAUCAUUCUGACUGCGACCCAUGCGAACAAUACAGGGGUAGGAAGGGGGAUGUUUCCCUCUCUGCACAGAUAUUAGAUUAGGUUUAUAAGUAGAAAGUGAAGAGAAUGGGGGUGCGGGGCUUAUCAGGGAUGUCAGGGAAAGUGACUGUCACUUGAUUACUGUAUUUUAAUGUACAACAGAGCUAUUAUAUUCUUUAUGAUUGUCUGGUUUUAGUCAGGUCUCAGACUAGUAGUCUUCUAUGGGAUUAUGGGGAUGUUUGGGGUUUUAUAUGUGUCUUGAAGUUGUCAGACUUUUGCUUUUGAUCCACUUUUCAAUAAAUAAAGAUGCAUGUCCAACUGUU